UAUUUGCAUUACUCUCUCUCUCUUGGGGAGAGAAUGGCUGUGGACGAAGAAUCCUCAAAAUCAACAUUACAAAUUCCAUUUGACAUACAAAAAUAUGCAGAUGAACACAAUCGCAGCAGCGAAGAUACUGAACUCAAUACUACAAAACGCAAAACCAAGCUCAUCGUUCUCAUCCUCUUCAAUCUAAUCAUCAUAUCCAUCUUACUCAUCAUACGUUUCGCCCAUCCCUCAAAACCACAAUUCAUCAUUCAAGACGCCACUGUCUUCAACUUCAACCUCUCGUCUCCGUCUUCGUCGCCGCCUCCGUUGAAUCUUCUCUCCUCUACUCUACAAAUCACGAUCUCCUCCCAAAACCCAAACGAUAAUUCGGGUAUCUAUUACGACGAUUUGGGUAUCUACGCAGAAUACAAGAAUCAACAAAUUACUUACCAAACCGACAUUUCUAGAGGAGUAUAUCAGGGACAUAAGGGGAGUAAUGUUUGGUCUUUGUUUAUCAACGGCACAAAUGUACCAAUUGCUCCUUAUAACGUACCUUUUCUCAAACAAGAUCAGUUAAACGGGAUUAUUAAUCUUACAAUUAAGCUUGACGGUCAUGUUCAUUGGAAGAUUGGGGAAUUAAAUACCCGUAAGUACCAUAUUCAUGUACUCUGUUCUGCUAUGAUGGAUUUUGGCCAGGGUAAAUUCGGUACUAACGAUGUUAACGGCGUAUUUGUCUUUGCCUCCGUUAAGUACCUGCUCUAUAGGCGUUGCAGUGUCACCGUCUAAUCUUCAAUUUCUUUUUCUUUUUAUUGAAUUCAUCUCAUGAGAAUGAGUAUAUGAAUUAUUGUGCUCUAUCGUUGAGUUCCAUUUGAUUUCAAUAAUUACAUUUUAUUAUGUUUAAUUAUAUUUUCAAUU
Molecule: messenger RNA, 894 nt
Organism: Impatiens glandulifera
Lineage: Eukaryota; Viridiplantae; Streptophyta; Magnoliopsida; Ericales; Balsaminaceae
Product: NDR1/HIN1-like protein 1
Exons: 1
Coding region: 34-765 (243 amino acids)
Biological process (GO): defense response to other organism
Source: RefSeq, a predicted model, not a curated record